GCCCUUGGAUCUCAACCAUAUCCUCUAUUGCUUUCCAGGUAUCACGUCUUUGGUAUGGGCCUUCCUACGCGAAAAAUAGGUCAGGACCUGGUCCCCGAGGUUGGCCUAGGCCUUAUGGGACUAUCCGCUUUCUACGGCAAAGUGGAUGACGACGAGGAGAGAUUGAAGAUUCUUGACGCAGCUUUCGAGGUCGGGUGCACCUUUUGGGAUUCUGCCGAUAUCUACGGGGACAGUGAAGAGCUCCUUGGCAAAUGGUUCAAGCGCACUGGAAACCGCAAGAAGAUCUUCCUUGCUACAAAGUUUGGUGUUAACCAUCAGGCUCCUGGUACUAUCAAUGGAAAGCCCGAAUAUGUCAAACAAGCGAUUGAGAGGUCGCUGACGAGGCUGGGCGUCGACCAGGUCGACUUGUAUUAUCUUCACAGGGCAGAUAAAGACACCCCAAUCGAGGUCACCGUUGGUGCGAUGGCUGAGCUCGUCCGUGAGGGAAAGGUCCGCUAUCUAGGUCUCUCUGAGGUUUCGUCGGAGACCCUUCGACGGGCACACGCGGUCCAUCCUAUCGCGGCAGUUCAGGUCGAGUAUUCCCCGUUCUGUCUUGAUAUCGAGACGGAAAGGGUUGGCCUUUUGAAGACCUGCAGAGAGCUGGGAGUCGCAGUUGUCGCGUACUCUCCAGUUGGAAGAGGGCUUUUGACUGGACGAUUUAAAUCCAUCGAUGACUUUGAGCCCGAAGACUUCAGACGCAUGGUUCCCAUGUUCCAGAAGAACUUCGAUAAGAUUCUCACCUUGGCGGAUAAUAUCAAGAAUAUCGCGAAGAAACAUAACGCGACUGCUGCUCAGGUGUGCCUGGCAUGGCUUCUGGCACAAGGAGACGACAUUUUCGUGAUCCCCGGCACAAGAAAGAUUGAGUACCUCAAAGAGAACGUUGCGGCCAGCAAGGUCAAGUUGACCGCGGACGAGCUUGCCGCAAUUCGCGACUUUGCAAACAAGGCUGGUUUGACAGGAGAACACGAGAGGUAUCCAGAGGCAAUGAUGAAGGCUCUAAACUACAGGACCAUAUUCAACCACUAUAACGACUUGCAAAAGUUACGGGACUUUGGCAAAGCCGUGUUUUUGCCCGCUGGAUACCCCAAUUCUGUUACACCAGACUACCUAACAUAUCAGGUCUUGAAUGCGUUGCAAGCAUUUUGUAGCUCGUUAGCCUCACUUAUCUCUUCGAGAGCUACUCUCCAAGGGUUUGGAGUUGGAAGUGCCUCAGCAUCUGCCAAUGACGCCCUACUGCUCACCAUCUUGCUGGACAUCUACAGCCGAUUAACGACCAUCGUAUCUGCGCAUCUAUUGGGGUCUUCAUUAGCCACCGAAGCAAAGAAAUAUCGCUUCGUCGCCGACAUUCUCAAUGAUGUGGCCGUUGUGCUCGAUACCCUCUCGCCCGUAUUCAAAGCCCAAGGCUAUCCGCAGCUUCGUGUCGUGGCGCUCUGUCUGAGCGCGUCAUGUCGAGCGCUAUGUGGUAUCGCGGCCGGAGGAUCCAAGGCUGCUAUUUCGGUUCAUUUUGCGACUCCAGUGAAAGGAAAGGGAGACCUGGGGGAUCUGAAUGCGAAGGACUCGAGUAAGGAGACGGUGCUGGCAUUGUUUGGGAUGUUGCUGGGCUCCCUCAUCGUGCCGCGAUUACAAACCGCCUGGUCGACGUACACCACGCUCUUCAUCCUCCUCUCCCUCCACAUCGCCAUCAAUUACGUAGCUGUCACGGGCCUCGUUCUGCGAACAAUGAACUGGCAACGGAUGUGGUUCUGCUGGAUGUUCUACUAUGCCGACAACAAGAAACGUGGGGACGAAAAGCGCGAAGAAGAUGGGAAGCAGGAUGAGGGAUCAGUCGACGAAUUCACGCCAACACCCGAGAGAAUCAAUCCCCUGGAAACCCUGUUCGAUCACAGGUACAACGUGUUCAAGGACCCAUGGACGCGCAAGGACAUGGGAAGGGUCACGAUUGGGUCCAGCCUAGCCACUAUCCUCCAAGGCCCACUCAAACCGAACCUCCUCGGUAAUAUCGGUCGAGAGGGCUACAUCGUCUGGUUCGACGCGGAAAGCUUGUCAUACCCCACCCCCGACUCAGUUGAACCCAUCGUCGUCGGCUACCCUCGCCUCCACGUGUCCUUCCACGACCCUAGGUAUCCUCUCCUCUGUUCCUGGCUGCAUGCAGGAUGGAUAUGCAAGGAAAUAUAUGAACGGAGGAAGAAAGAAGGACGUGAUGUGGUGAUCGACGCGACGAAGAUUGUGCUGGAGGGUUACGAGGCGACCAGUAGUUUGGCCGCAUUCAAAGACAAGAUGAAGAAGCUACAUUGGGAUCCUGACAGCUGUGACAUACCUUGUUCGACGCCUGAAGCUACCAUUUUUUCUUAUGGGUACUCUUGGGACGGAAAAAAGGAUUAA
Molecule: messenger RNA, 2421 nt
Organism: Coprinopsis cinerea okayama7#130
Lineage: Eukaryota; Fungi; Basidiomycota; Agaricomycetes; Agaricales; Psathyrellaceae
Product: aldo-keto reductase
Exons: 14
Coding region: 115-2421 (768 amino acids)
Cellular component (GO): cytoplasm
Source: RefSeq, a predicted model, not a curated record